AUGACGUCAUCACGGGUGCACAUGAUCAAUAUCGAUAAGUUGUCAUGUGACUUGCUGGAUCGAUUCGGUGGUGAAAGUGGCGGUUACCAUGGUUACCAUGGUGCCUGAUUCGCCGGACGGAGGCCAGCCGGGAAGGAGGAGAGAAGACGGCGAGGAGGAGGAGAAACGAGGAGGCGGAGGAGGAGGGAGGAAUUCGCUACUGUUCGAGGGGAGGAGAGGCCGAGGUGGACGUGGCGGGUCCGCCGGAGUUGGCCACAAGUCGCGGCCAGUGGAGCCGAAGCAGCCAUGACGCGCAACGCCCGCAGGCCGCUCCCGGUACGGCGCGGGCGCUGACGUCGGGUCGGCAGACGAAAGCCGCCGGCCUCGGUUCCUCCCGUCGGCGGCCGUCUCUGAUCGGCGUCCGGAACGGAGGUCCCGGGGGCGGGGCGAACGGACGGAGCUCCGCCCCUCACCAUGACGGACUCGGAGGCCGAGUGUUUGAGUCUGAGCCUGGCCUCGGAGGGCGGCUCGCCUCCGGCCCCCCUGGACCCGGGCGGCCCCCCCUCGCUGGCCCUCCUCUCGGCGGACGGUCCCGCGCCCACGCUCUGCUCCCUGGCGGCGGAGGUGGCCGAGCCGCUCGUCAUGUUGCCGUGCGUCAAGAGCGAGCCCGAGGACCUGGAGGACCUGGAGCGCCUGGAGCCCAUCCGCACCGUGGACCUGUCCGAGAUCCAGCCGCUGUCCACCGCCGAGCUGGGCCGGGAGCAGAUCAAGAUGGAGAUCAGCGGCCUGGACUACAUCAAGGCGGAGCACCACCUGGACCACCACCUGGACCCCUUCCGGCACGCCGACGACAUGGACUACAAGUCGCACUACGAGACCAGCUGUGUGUUUGACUACAUCUCCCAGGUGAGCGACACGCUGGACUACAUCAAGUCGGACCACCACGUGGACCUGCAGUGUUACUACGCCGCGGAGCUGGGCGAGUCGGACCCGGCGGCGGCGGCGGCGCAUCCGGCGCCUCCGCACAACGCUCUGGAGUCCAUCCACAUGGCCGAGCUGCGCAGCGAGCUCAACAAGCUGCGACCCGACUCGCUGCUGCUGCUGGACGGGAUGGCCAAGCCCGAAGCCGACUUCCCGUACCAGGCGGCGCCGGCCCCGGAGGGCAAGGCGGCCGCGGCGGCGGCGGGCUCGGUCAAGAGCCCGACGGUGAGGAAGCCGCGCAACAUGCAGGGCGAGAAGCCCUUCUCGUGCACGCAGUGCGGCAAAAACUUCAGCACGCUGGGCAACCUGAAGACGCACCAGCGCAUCCACACGGGCGAGCGGCCGUACUCGUGCGCUCAGUGCGGCAAGAGCUUCGGCCAGGCCGGCAACCUCAAACGCCACCAGCUCAUCCACACGGGCCAGAAGCCCUACGUGUGCGCCCACUGCCCCAAAGGCUUCACCAAGGCCGACGACCUGCGCGCCCACCAGCGGUUGCACACGGGCGAGCGGCCCUUCGCCUGCCAGGUCUGCGCCAAGACCUUCGGCCAGGCCAAGGAGCUCAAGGCGCACCGGCUGAGCCACGCCGGCGAGCGGCCCUUCUGCUGCCCGCACUGCGGCAAGAGCUUCGGCAAGGAGGCGGCGUACCGCGACCACCUGCGGGCGCACGACGCCGACGGCGGCCCGGCCAAACCGUUCGCCUGUUCGCACUGCGCCAAGACAUUCGGCAACGCCGCCGUGCUCAAGACCCACGAGAAGAUCCACUCGGGCGAGCGGCCCUUCGGCUGCGCGCAGUGCGGCAAAAGCUUCGGGCGCCUCGGACACCUCAAGGCGCACCAGCACGUGCACACGGGCGAGCGGCCGCACACCUGCGCGCGCUGCGGCAAGACCUUCAGCCAGUCGGGCCACCUCAAGGCGCACCAGCAGAUCCACAAGCGGGAGCGCGCCGACACCGAGGGCCGCUAGACGAGCGGGCAGAAUGCCUGUUUUUUGUUGUUGUUUGUUUGUUUUUUUCGUUUUACGUAUAGCCGCCUCUUUGUUACCUUUCGGCGCCUUUCCCAUCGUUCUGUCGACGGCUCUUUUCGUGUGUGCGUCGGGGUGUCUGUGAAGGCCAUUAGAGCGCUUAUCCCUCAUCCUCGCUAUCCAGCACCGGGUCCGUGUCGUAGUACGUUCCUUGGGACGUACAUUGGGCGGGAGGGACCGAGCCCCGCCGCAAAUAGCCACAUUCAGCGAGUAAUCGGCGUCCCCCCAAAAGUUUGCAAUUGUCUGUUGACACCAAACCACAAAUGUCUUAAUCUGUGCUUCUCAGUGCUACUGAAAAAUGUGCUUUCACGAUGACCCCCAAAACGCAUUAGCAUCGGACAUCCAAGUGUUAAUCAAUAGGAGACAAAUGUUUUUAUUCCUCCCGAGUACAGCAGAACCUCGGGUUACGGAUUCAAUUUGUUCCGUGACAUGGUUCUUACACCAAAACGUUCACAAGCAGAGGUCAUGUUUCACAUUGAAAUGAGAGGAAAAGCAAUGAAUCCGUUCCAGCCGCAGAACUUCUUUGGAGCGUUGUGUGCUCAACAGGAAAUUCUGUUCAAUAUCGAACUUUGUACUAGUGGCACGAGUAGCAGGAAAAAACGGUACUAGUAAGACACAGUCGUUCUACUAGUGUGCUGACUCAUCAUCCCAGUGAGGACGAGGCGCGUACUAGUACACGGGCUUAAGCUGGAUAGCCGUGAUGUGGAACAAACGCUCAAGCCGCUACAAUCGUGCGUGUAGCGUGGUGCUAGCAAACAUUUGCUCGCGUCACGUCGUUACAUGCUAGUCUGUCUACUUUUCUAUAUUUAUACGCAUCUCUCUCUCUCUCUCUCUCUCAUAUAUGGACUUGUACAUGCAGUGGAGCGUUUGUGUGGAAAGAAUGUGGGAAAUUUCCAUUUCCAAUGGACAAGUUUCUUGAGAUUUCAACCUGUUUACACGGAUGGCGUCGGUCGUCAUGACGACGACAACAUUCCAACAGUUUCCUUUGACGUUUUGCUUCACAUUCCCGUGUGUGCGCGUGUGAGACAGCGCCCCCUGCUGGCUGAUUGGAGCUUUCUCCUUUGUGUCGCGAAGGCCUGAAUGAGGUUUGCUUUUGCUUUGGCUUUUGCUUUGGCUUUUGCUUUUGCUUUUUCUUUUUCUAUUUAGCCGACAAAGAUUACAGGUUAAUCAUCUCUUCUUCGUCUUCUGUUUUUAUCUAUGACACACGCAAGUUUUGUACCUGUCUUUUAUGGUCACAUGACUUAAUGGAAACAAAACCAUUUCUUGUACUGCCAAUCAAAUAUAAAAAGUAAACCUUG
Messenger RNA from Phycodurus eques (leafy seadragon), 3278 nucleotides. RefSeq lists its product as uncharacterized. The record is from RefSeq and is a predicted model, not a curated record. Gene Ontology annotation, cellular component: nucleus. Gene Ontology annotation, molecular function: DNA-binding transcription factor activity, RNA polymerase II-specific; RNA polymerase II transcription regulatory region sequence-specific DNA binding. The transcript has 3 exons. The coding region runs from base 454 to 1923 and encodes 489 amino acids. Lineage: Eukaryota; Metazoa; Chordata; Actinopteri; Syngnathiformes; Syngnathidae. Gene Ontology annotation, biological process: regulation of transcription by RNA polymerase II.